AUGGCGACUACGCAGGUGGAGAGCAAGCUGGGCAAGUCGCUUGAAGCCCUCAUCGCCGACGCGCGCAAGGACGCCAAGAAGUCGCCAGCGAAGAAGGGCGCCGCCAAGGGCGCCGGCUUGGCGCUCAAGGCCACGCCCAAAGCCCUGAAGAAGCGGGGCGGCGGGGCCAAGCCCGCUGCCAACGGCGGCGGCGGCGGCGGUGCGGCCAAGGUCAUCAUCAUGCAGAACGGCCAGCAGACGACAGUCAAGGACCUGACAAAGAAGCAAAAGAAGCAGUUGGUCGAGCUUCUCGGGACGAACGCGGCCAACGGCUCCGGCAGCGGCGGCGACGGCCCCGCGCCCGCCGGCGGGGAGGGGGCGAAGAAGAAGAGGCCGCGGGGCGGCGCCAGGGAGAAGCUCAAGAAGCUGAAGCAGGCCGCGGCAGCUGGUGCGGGCGGCGUGCACGGAGGCGCACGCGGCGGCGGCGGCGCCCCUGGCGCGAAGGCUCGGCCGGGGCCGCUGAUCGCGGCGCCGCUCGGCGUGCGGGCCGGUGGGGUGCAGAAGGCCAAGCGGAGCGGCGGCGGCGGCGGCGGCGGGGGCGGGCCCAGUAGGGUUGGUGGCGGCGGCGUUGGCGCCAUCAAGGUCAGGAUCCCGACGGCCUCCGGCUUCCAGGAGGUGGUGCGCGGCGGCAGCGGCAACGGCGGCGGCGGCGGUGGCGGCGGCGGCAGGCGGCGCGGCAGCGGCGGGCGCAGCGGGCGCCGGUGA
Molecule: messenger RNA, 744 nt
Organism: Monoraphidium neglectum
Lineage: Eukaryota; Viridiplantae; Chlorophyta; Chlorophyceae; Sphaeropleales; Selenastraceae
Exons: 3
Coding region: 1-744 (247 amino acids)
Source: RefSeq, a predicted model, not a curated record